ACGAAGUAAAACAGACUAUUUUAGUAGAAAUGGCAAGUGAAGAAGAAAAAUUGGAGCUCUUGGAUGCAGAAUUUGAUCAUUACGUGGUAGAUAUGAAGCCUUUUGUUCUAAAAUUACCCCAUAAGUCAGAGCGACAGAGGUGUGCACUUUGGAUUAAAAAACUAUGUGAACCUUCAGGAGCAGGUACAGGAAUAAUGGGUAGGAAGAAUCGGAACCUGUAUGCAAAACUAUUAAUACAUAUGCUUAAACGAGGAGUUUUAGAAGGUCCUUUUACAUACCGACCUGAAGCAGGGACAUUGAAAACUUUACCGUCUUACAUGUCCAUUUAUUUUGAUGAGCCAAAUUUAGCAAGACCAAAAUGUUCAAAUCCAGAGGGAUUACCAGACUGGGUAAAGAGUGAAUUGAGGCCAAGUGACUAUAGAUCAGGUGAAUCAUGGAGACUUUCAUCAUCUGAUGAAGAUGCUACAUUUAUGCAAUCACCAACAGUUGCACACAGUAAACAACGAUAUACUGGGCAGCUGCGAAUGCGAUCACAUUCUGUGAGUCCAAUACACAGAUCAGAAGAAAAUCUUGCCACACAUAUUUCUAAAGAUUAUCUCAAAAAACCUUCAAUAUCUAUGGAUGACAGUGAACUUGGAGCUCGUCUUAAUAGUUGGAACCUUGGGAUAGAAAAUCCAAGGUAUCUACGAGAAAAGCCCAUUCCAAUGUCUUUGCCGAUGACUGCCAAAUCAAAUCUAGGGAAAGCCAGUAGUCUCCAAGAUGAACAGUUACUCUUUCUAAUGCAUGAAAAAGAGUUGGAGAUGAAAACAAAAAUAUUAGAAGGUAAAUUUCAUGAGGAGAAACUUAAAUUACAACAGAAGCAUGAUGCUGAUGUUCAGAAGAUUUUAGAAAGAAAGAAUAAUGAGAUUGAAGAAUUGAAAACUUUUUAUAAAACUAAACAAAAUGAAGCUGAAGAUACUAUUAGGAACUUCGAGAAAAAAGUCCAGACUCUUAUUCGUGACUCUCAAGUGGUUAGAGAAACUAAAGAAAAUCAGAUUGUGGAGUUAAAAAAAUUAUGUGAACAAAGCACAGAAUCCUUGAACAAUGACUGGGAAAAAAAGCUUCACAAUGUGGUUGCAGAGAUGGAGAGAGAAAAAUUUGAGCUUCAAAAGAAACAUACAGAAAAUAUCCAAGAACUGCUUGAGGACACAAAUGCACGCCUUAGUAAAAUGGAGGAGGAAUACAUGGCCCAAACAAAAGCCACGAACCAAAUGGUAAAAGAGUUGGAGGCCCGUGUUCAGCAGCUCACUGGAGAAGCUGAGAACAGCAAUUUACAGUGGCAAAAAUUAAGUCAGGAAAAAACCGAAUUGGAAAAAUGCUACCAAAUGACAUGCUGUGAACUGCAAGAAGUGAAGGCAAGAAAUAACUCACUUCAUAAAGAAAAGGAUAAUAUUGCACAAGAUUAUGAACAAAGUAUAAAAUUAUUACAAGCCAGGUGUGAUUCGGAUAUCCAGGUUAUGAAAGAAGAAUAUGCUGUGUCUUCUGCUAAGGCAUCUGAAUUGAUUGAGAAGUUGGAAGAUAAUAUCUGUCAAUUAAAACAACAGCUACAAAAAUCAGAACAUCAAAGACAGCAACAACUAAGGGAGCAAGAAAAUAAAUUCCAGCAGGAAAAAUUUCAAUUAGAUCUCAAUUAUGAAAAAAAGGUUCAAGGCCUCCAGAGUGAACUUGAUAAAGAGAAAGGAGAUUCUCAGAAGAAAAUUCAUAAAUUGGAGGAGGCUUUCAGGGAGAAGGAGGAACAACUGACUCGGGUGACUGAGAUACAGAGGCUACAGGCCCAGCAGGCAGAUGCUGCCCUGGAGGAGUUUAAGCGGCAGGUUGAGCUGAACUCCGAGAAAGUCUAUGCUGAAAUGAAACAGCAGAUGGAAAAAGUGGAGGCAGAUCUAACAAGAUCCAAAUCUCUUCGUGAGAAGCAAUCUAAAGAGUUUUUAUGGCAGUUAGAAGAUGUCAAGAAAAGAUAUGAACAGCAGAUAGUAGAGCUGAAACGGGAGCAUGAACAGGAGAAGACGCACCUAUUCCAGCAGCAUAAUACAGAGAAGGACUGCCUAGUCCGAGAUCAUGAACGGGAAAUUGAAAAACUGGAAAAACAGCUCCGCACUGCCAAUAUGGAGCAUGAAAACAAAAUUCAAGAGUUGAAGAAACGAGAUGCACAGGUUAUCUCUGAUAUGGAGGCUCAAGUUCACAAAUUGAGAGAAGAGUUGAUUCAAGUAAACUCUCAAAGGAAACAGCAGCUCAUAGAGCUUGGACUUCUUCGGGAAGAGGAAAAGCAGCGAACAGCUAGAGACCAUGAGACCAUUGUUAACAAAUUGAAGGCUGACUCAGAAAAGAUGAAGUUAGAAUUGAAAAUGACACAUGCAGCUGAAACAGAGUUAACAUUGGAAAAGGCCAAUAGCAGGUUGAAGCAGAUUGAGAAGGAAUAUAGUCAGAAGUUUGCCAAAUCCUCACAGAUCAUAGCUGAACUUCAGACAACGAUUUCCUCUCUGAAGGAAGAGAGCAGCCGCCAGCACCUGACAGCUGAGAGGCGGCUCCAGGAAGUGAUAAAGAAGUUUGAAGAGGAAAAGAAGCAGCUGAUUAGAGAUAACGACAGAACAAUCAAGGCUUUACAAGAUGAGCUGGAAAACCGAAGCAUUCAGAUGCGCUCCACAGAGAAAAAACUACAGCAUCGGGAGAUGGAAUCACAGGAACAGCUAACCUAUAUACGGCAAGAAUAUGAAACAAAACUCAAAGGUCUGAUGCCAGCAUCUCUAAGACAAGAGCUUGAAGACACCAUUUCCUCUUUAAAAUCCCAGGUUAACUUUCUGCAAAAAAGGGCAUCCAUCCUUCAAGAGGAAUUGUCAGCAUACCAAAGCAGAAGGUAACUGGAGAAGAAAAUACAGUUACUGCAGUUGCUCAUUUCUCCUAAUGGACUUCUUUCAACAGGUUUGAAGAUUUGGAUAUUGUAAAUUAAGCUGUGAGAUCAGUGAAUAAUUUUAUUAGUUAAAAGACUGUAACUAAGAUCAUAAAAUGACAUUCAUCAUUCACACUGUGGGUUUUUUGUCUUUUUUUUG
This is a messenger RNA of Dromiciops gliroides (monito del monte), 3083 nucleotides long. RefSeq names its product centrosomal protein 112 (gene CEP112). Bases 30 to 2894 code for a protein of 954 amino acids. The record is from RefSeq and is a predicted model, not a curated record. NCBI's taxonomy places the organism in Eukaryota, Metazoa, Chordata, Mammalia, Microbiotheria, Microbiotheriidae. The transcript has 27 exons.